This is a messenger RNA of Neurospora crassa OR74A, 1479 nucleotides long. RefSeq lists its product as hypothetical. Bases 1 to 1479 code for a protein of 492 amino acids. The transcript has a single exon. The record is from RefSeq and is a predicted model, not a curated record. NCBI's taxonomy places the organism in Eukaryota, Fungi, Ascomycota, Sordariomycetes, Sordariales, Sordariaceae.
AUGAUACCCUUCACACCCUUCGCCCCAGCCGGAGCAGCAGCAGCAGCACCAAGGCAGGUCUCUGCCUUCCUCUUCCUCCUCCUCCUCCUCACCACACUCACCCCCCUCGUCGCCUCCCAUGCUAUGAUGACAUUCCCCAUUCCCUACGCAUCCCCUCAACAAGGCAACGGUCCCAUAAACGGCGCCUCCUUCCCCUGCCAUUACGGCGGCGGCGGUGCGGGCGCAAACAGUCUCCAACUGCCCUCCUCCGGCUACAACGUGUUUCCCCUCGGCUCCAAACAGCCUCUCCGACUCAUCGGAACCGCCGUCCACGGCGGAGGCUCCUGCCAAAUCUCCAUCACGUACGACAACCCGCCCACGCCGCAGAGCAAAUUCAAGGUCAUAAAAUCCAUCGAAGGCGGCUGCAUCGCCCGCAACGAAGGCGGCAACCGGCCCGGCGCCAGCGCCGUCCAAGUCAACCCGGAUUCCUACGAGUACAGCAUCCCCGACGACAUCCCCGCGGGCAACGGCACCAUCGCCUGGACGUGGUUCAACAAGAUGGGGUACCGCGAGAUGUACAUGGCGUGCGGGCCCGUGCAGCUGACGGGCGAGGAGAAGCCGGGAGCAAAAGAGACGUUUGAAAGCUUGCCGGAUAUCCUUGUGGCGAAUCUUGAUAAUGGGUGUGGUACCCCCGAGAAUAAAGAUAUCCUGUUUCCUAAUCCGGGGCAGAACGUGGAGAAGGCGAAUGGAGCGACUGAUGCGUUUGCUGCGCCCACGGGACAGGGGUGUCAGAAGCCGACUGGUGGUGCCCUUGGAAGUACCAUUGGUAGAGAAGCGGCGGCGACUCCAACUCCGGCUCCGGCUCCGUAUUCCGUUGCCAACGGGACCGUGACUCACCUGAUCGAGACAGGAGCUACGGGUACGGCCGCUUUUCCUGCAACUGUCUCUGUGACUGGCGCGCCUGAAGUCACCAUAAACGGGAGCACAUCAUUCCCAGCUGGUGUCUCUCGAGGUAUCACCAAGCCAUCUGUCUCCCUUGGAGCUGUCAUCGCAACUACACCCCCUACAUAUACUUCCAACACCAUUCCCCCUUCAGCUUCAACCCUCUCAACCUCCACCAUCCCUGUCUCCCCUAUCUCCCAAUCCAUCAUCGUCGAAAAGAGAUCAGACGGCACCCUCCCCGAAACCGUCCCGCCCGUCGGCGCCUGCCCCGCCUACCAAGACGGGUGGUACAUCUGCCACCUGCCUCGCAACCAAAACUAUGGGUUUGUUUACUACCGCUGCGCCUCGGGGAGGUGGACGGGCGCCAUGCAUGUGCCGGCCGGUACGCGGUGUACGAUCAAGGGGGACAAGUAUAACCCGUGGACGAGACAGGCGCCUGAAAAGGAAUUGACGCUGGAGAUGUCGGCGGAAAGUGAUGAUGACCCGCUGGUGAUUAUUCCGGUGACGAGGACAAAGGCGACGCCGAAUGCGCCGAUGAGGCCUACGGCGAAGGUGUGA